Molecule: messenger RNA, 297 nt
Organism: Encephalitozoon romaleae SJ-2008
Lineage: Eukaryota; Fungi; Microsporidia; Unikaryonidae
Product: adaptin small subunit
Exons: 1
Coding region: 1-297 (98 amino acids)
Biological process (GO): vesicle-mediated transport; protein transport
Cellular component (GO): intracellular membrane-bounded organelle
Source: RefSeq, a predicted model, not a curated record
AUGGUGCUGGCCCAGAAGGAGAGAAACAUUAUCGAUGGCAAUGAAACCAUUGUUUUCAAUAAGUUUGGAAAUUUGUUCAUAGCCUUUGUUGUAGAGAAUGAAAACGAGAUGUAUGUGCUCUCUUUGAUAAACAACCUUGUGUCGAUCUAUGACAGGUUCUUCACUAAGGUUUGCGAGCUACAUUUUAUAUACAAUUUCAAGGAAACACAUAUAAUCCUAGACAACUACAUAGUGAACGGAAAAUGCAUUGAAAACGAUCCAUUUGAGGUAAUGAAGCAUGCAUACUAUAUAAAGUAG